UCUUGAGUGGCGAAUGCCCAUUAUCGACAGAUUGGUACCGAAAAUUGAUAGUAUACGGUAUCUUAAUCACUAAACAAUACGUAUUUGCGAACAGUGUGGCCGAGUUUGCAUGUCUGGUGUGAUGGAAGUAAUUUUCUUAGUGUUGUUUGUGUGUGUUAGUGGGAAAAGUGUGAGUGAUGAUUUUCGGAUGAUUCCCCGUCAUGUGCACUAUAAUUCACCAGAAGCCCCAAAUCAUAUAGACCACCCACCGGACGACCAAAACUACCCACCAGAUAGCCAAAGCCAUAGGCCAAAUUAUCCGCUGAAUGGGACAAGUCUUGUAGUAGAUUCAAACUAUCCGCCAGACUACCCAGAAGGACCAAGCUACCCAUUAGACAGUCCAAACACAGACUGGCUAACUUAUCCAACAGAUGGGCCCCAUUACCCUCCGGAUACUUCAACUCACCCAGAACAUAAUGUGGUGCAGUACGCUGGCCUGCCGCGGCAGUUGGCGGUGGUGCCGCUGCCUCUCGACGAUUCCGAUCACGAGCUGAAGUUCAAUGUCUCCCUGGCAGUCAGGUUUAGGACCGCCAGCAAGAGACUAUUCCCUGGAAAUCCGCAGUGUUACCGACACAGUGGACUGUCAUUCCCCUAUGUGCUACGAUUACAAUAUUCCAGGAGACACUUUCUCAUGGACCAUACCAGUAUACUCCAGUCCUGUGGCGGAGACAUGCGCGGUGCGGCCCGGCUGUGCGUACAGAGUGCGGCUCAUAGCGCAUCCAUGGGAUGGCCAUACUGCUGCCAACUUGUACGUAGAACUGGACGAAUGCGUGGCAGGCGUGUGCUCCUGCGGUCACGCGCCGCGUCUUCCCGCUCCUCAAGUGCAUGCCCAAACAGUCACCGUGCAAGAGGAGAUGUUCGCUAACAUCACCUGGUCUCUACCCCGGCCGACGUACCCACAGAGACUGCCCCCGGGAUUGUAUAAGAAGAAUUAUGUCGUCAGCAUUGGAAAACAGAUGGUAUCCAACGCGCAUCCCUCACCAUGGUUCGCGAACACCAUCACACGUCAAGUUGAUAGUGACGGGCCGGUGGCAGACGGUGAUGAACUGCACUGGCUUCUCCUGCCGAUCGACGAGCGAAGUGAGCGGCGCGACAAGCGGAUAAGGAAACCGGCGCUGGACGUCAGACUGAUUGCACGCGUCAGUUUGAUAGAUGACAGAGGGUGUUUCGGACCAGCUGGGAAUGCAACUGUUUAUGAUCCAGCGGAGAAUGCGAAAGUGUCGAUAGGAACGUAUGUAAGUUGUCGAAAGUAUUUUAGUUAUAAAAGGAAAUUAAGAUCCGUUUAG
Messenger RNA from Manduca sexta (tobacco hornworm), 1325 nucleotides. RefSeq lists its product as uncharacterized. The record is from RefSeq and is a predicted model, not a curated record. Lineage: Eukaryota; Metazoa; Arthropoda; Insecta; Lepidoptera; Sphingidae. Bases 540 to 1325 code for a protein of 261 amino acids. The transcript is spliced from 7 exons.